GCCUUUUGUAUUUAAUGUAGGAAGUUGUCAUGAUUGUCUCGCGCGUGUGCGCAUUGAACGCUAUGUCCUACAAAAAUGAACUCAGUUUAAUCUAACAGAGGUUAACAAGGAAGCAAAAUCGCGAGUAACAUCCAAAUAGUCAAAAAUGGACGUGCUGAUGAGUCACUUUAAAACACACAAACUUCCAACCAUCCUCUCCAGGACGUUCUUUAAAGCAUUAAAGAGAAGUCACAUCAACUGUGGCACCCACACUUCACCCCCAGUUUCCCCUCCAUCCAAACCCAUCAUCCCAACUCCUCGCGUAUCUCGUCUCUUCCAGCCUGCCAACCUCCGGGAAGGUCAGGAGGGAGGAGACUUGACAUGUCGCAGCCAGAGACUGAUGUUGCAGACGGGACUGAUCCAUCCCUCCAACCCCGGCUGCUUCUACUAUUUACCAGUGGCUCUGAGGUCCAUGGAGAAGCUCGUCCGGCUCAUCGAUGAGGAGAUGCAUGCCAUUGGUGGGCAAAAAGUUGACAUGCCAGCGUUGUGCAGUGCAGAACUGUGGAAGACGAGUGGACGCUGGGAGCUCAUGGGGAAAGAGAUGUUCAGGCUACAGGAUCGCCAUAAUGCGGAAUACUGCCUCGGGCCGACUCAUGAAGAAGCAAUUACAGAGCUUUUUGCUUCGCAGAGCACGGUAUCCUACAAGAAACUUCCACUUUUGCUGUAUCAGGUAACACGUAAGUUUCGUGACGAACAGAAGCCAAAGUUUGGGCUCCUUCGGGGACGCGAGUUCUACAUGAAAGACAUGUACUCAUUUGACUUUAGCGAAGAGGCAGCCCUCGAUACGUACCAGUCUGUGUGUCGAGCCUACGGACGUCUGUUCGACCGGCUUGGCUUGAAUUGGGUGCAGGUUCAGGCUGACACUGGCAACAUAGGUGGCACACUUUCCCAUGAGUUUCAGCUACCAGCAGACAUCGGUGAAGACCAAUUACUUGUUUGUCAAAACUGUGGAUUUUCUGCCAACGUUGAAACCAUGGAGCCGGGACAGACUCACUGCUCACAGUGCCAAACUGGCGUAUUGAGUGAAACCAGAGGCAUUGAAGUGGGCCACACUUUUUACCUUGGCACAAAAUAUUCACGGGUUUUUAAAGCUUUGUUUGUUAAUGCUUUAAAUGAGCCGUCGGUGGCCGAGAUGGGCUGUUUUGGACUGGGUGUGACUCGAAUCCUUGCUGCCUCUAUAGAGGUGCUGUCAUCAGACGAUGCUAUAUGCUGGCCUGGGUUAAUAGCUCCUUUUCAAGUGUGUGUUCUUCCUCCUAAAAAGGGCAGUAAGGCCCAAGAAGCCACAAGAAUCUCUGAGGAUCUGGCUCAAAGCUUGGGCAACAGUCUAGCGAGUCUAAAAGGAGAGGUGGUCCUGGAUGACAGGACUCAGAUGACCAUUGGGAAAAGAUUAAAGGAUGCUAAGAUUCUGGGGUAUCCUUAUGUGGUGGUAGCAGGGCAGAAAGCUUUAGAGGAUCUACCCAUAUUUGAAGUUCUUUGUCAGCGGAGUGGAGAAACUAUGUUCCUUAGUAAAGAGGGGCUGGUGGACCUUUUGAGCAGAGUUGAAACUAUCUAGAAAUGUUUUAUAACAUAUGUUUAAUGGGCUGAGAGUUUGAGCGAAGUUUGUCAUCCAUAAAAGUCCACUGAUCGAUAGGAAUGUGUAUAAAUAUUUUAUUUAUUAAUAAAAAAUACCA
Molecule: messenger RNA, 1709 nt
Organism: Triplophysa dalaica
Lineage: Eukaryota; Metazoa; Chordata; Actinopteri; Cypriniformes; Nemacheilidae
Gene: pars2
Product: prolyl-tRNA synthetase 2, mitochondrial
Exons: 3
Coding region: 146-1591 (481 amino acids)
Biological process (GO): prolyl-tRNA aminoacylation
Cellular component (GO): mitochondrion; cytoplasm
Molecular function (GO): proline-tRNA ligase activity; ATP binding
Source: RefSeq, a predicted model, not a curated record